Molecule: messenger RNA, 356 nt
Organism: Meloidogyne enterolobii
Lineage: Eukaryota; Metazoa; Nematoda; Chromadorea; Rhabditida; Meloidogynidae
Source: the annotation of a GenBank genome assembly
AUGACAAACGCGUUCAUCAGCAGUGGAAGUCAGGUUUUGCCUUCAAAGGAAUUGGCACUAUUUCGGAAGAUUUUGAAAUGUUAUGAACAAAAGCAAUACAAAGUUGGGUUGAGAUGUGCAAAACAAAUACUUUCUAAUCCAAAUUUUUGUGAGCAUGGAGAAACGCUUGCCAUGAAAGGCUUAAUUUUGAAUUGUAUGGGAAAGCAUGAGGAAGCUUUGGAAAUUGUUAAAAAAGGUUUGGCUGCUGAUUUGAAAUCGCAUGUUUGUUGGCAUGUAUUUGGUUUAGGUUUGUUAUUUUUCAACGUAAAAAAUUCAUGGGAAUGGCUUAAAAUCAGUUUUGGGUAGCCAGGGAUAUU